GACUAAUUCUUGAGUGAAUGUCAGGGAAUUCGUGAAUAUCUGUGAAGGCAAGUGAGCUGAAAGAUGGGCGAGUGGUUGACGGUGCUGAACAGCGCGUGUGGGUGGCCGGGAGAUGAUGGGUGGAGCGCUUGCGCGCUUUCCCCGUCAGUGGAAAAGGGCUGUUGGGUAAAGUCCUUAUCGAUUUUGUGCAGUUUUUCACCAGGACGUUCCUCAGGAGUGAGUCACUCGCGUGAAAUUAUGUAAUUUAUACGCAGUCUUUGUAUUUGCUUGUGGUGGAAAUUCCUCCAGAGUGACUUGUGACCACCAGCACUGCCCUUAACGUGCUUUACCGUAGAUUUUUCGCUUAGGAAACCCAGAGAAAGUGAACAAUGUCGAGGGUCAUCAACGACUAUAGGAUUCGAAAGAUCGAGUCAAUUGGCAAGAUGACGCAGAUGUCCCAGGAUGAGAUCAUCAGCAACACAAAGACAGUCCUGCAGGGCUUGGAGGCACUCCGUGUGGAGCACUUGACACUGAUGUCCAGUCUGGCGGAGGUGAGAGCUGUGAACUCGGACAGAGACAAGUGCGAUUUGGUGCAGAGGAACAUUGAGAACAUCGAUUUGGGCCUCGGAGAGGCGCAGAUGAUCCUCGCGCUGAGCGCUCAUCUGCAGAAUGUGGAGGCGGAGAAGCAGAAGCUCCGCACGCAGAUUCGUCGAUUGUGCCAGGAGAAUGCCUGGCUGAGAGAUGAAUUGGCCAACAAUCAGCAGAAGUUGCAAGUGUCAGAGCAAAUGGUGGCUCAGUUGGAGGAGCAGAAGAAGCAUCUGGAGUUUAUGGAGUCGGUGAAGCAGUAUGAUGAUAAUCAGGAGAGUGUGGAGACGAUGGAGAAAUCUCGUCGGGAUCCCGUGGUUGAGCUCUUCCCUGAGGAGAGCGAGGAGGAGCGCAAUGACUCAGACUCCACGUCUGUUCAGUCCGGCGGCGAUCUCAACUACAGCCACAUGUCGAAUGUCACUGGCUACGAAAUCCCCGUGCGCCUCAGAACACUCCACAAUCUCGUCAUUCAGUACGCCUCUCAGGGGCGCUACGAGGUCGCUGUGCCGCUAUGCAAGCAAGCCCUUGAGGAUCUCGAGAAAACCAGUGGUCGAGAUCAUCCCGACGUGGCGACAAUGCUCAACAUUCUGGCACUUGUGUAUCGAGACCAGAGCAAGUACAAAGAGGCCGCCAGUCUCUUGAAUGACGCCCUGGAGGUGCGACAGAAGACUCUGGGUGAGAAUCAUCCAGCCGUGGCGGCGACACUCAACAAUCUGGCCGUGUUGUAUGGCAAACGGGGAAAGUACGCCGAUGCGGAGCCACUGUGCAAGCGCGCCCUCGAGAUUCGCGAAAAGGUGCUGGGCAAAGAUCAUCCGGAUGUGGCAAAGCAGCUGAACAACUUGGCUCUCCUCUGCCAGAAUCAGGGCAAAUACGACGAAGUGGAGAUGUACUAUCAGCGCGCGUUGAAAAUCUAUGAGGCAAAAUUGGGACCAGAUGAUCCGAAUGUGGCGAAGACGAAGAACAACUUGGCCAGCUGCUUCCUCAAGCAGGGCAAGUACCAUGAGGCUGAUGCGCUGUACAAGCAAGUGCUGACGCGGGCUCAUGAGCGUGAAUUUGGAACGGUGGAUGCGCAGAAUAAGGUCAUCUGGCAGAUUGCGGAGGAGCGCGAGGAGAACAAGGAGAGGAAUCGCGAGAAUACACCGUUUGCCGAGCACGAGGCUUGGAUGAAGGCGGCCAAAGUGAAUUCGCCGACCGUCACGACGACGCUGAAGAAUUUGGCUGCGCUGUACAGGCGUCAGGGCAAAUAUGAGGCCGCCGAGACACUGGAGGAUUGUGUGCUGAGGUGCAAGCAAGACGCCAUGGAGGCAAUGAAGCACCAGAAGGGCGCUCAAUUUCCACAAUCUCAUCACAAGACGGGAAAGAGGGAGAAGAAUCCGCCAGCGACCCUCAAUGGCAAUAUGUAAAAUCCAUCAGGACGCGCGAUUGAGGGAUCCUUGAGUGUGAUUUUCGGUUUUGAUGUGCAAUAACAAUUUUGGGUUUGCUUCCUGUGAUUAAUCAGAAUUUUCGUCAGAAUUUCUACCAAAGUACUUAGAAGGUAUUUUCCUAAAUAUUUAUAGAAGUGAACAAAGCUUAGAGUAUUUUCAGUAUAAUUACGUAGUAUUAGGCUAAAUAUUCACUGCUUCGCCUUAAAUAUCCGCCCAAAGACUAAGUAAUUCAAGUGCAACGUGUGAAAUUUGAAACAAUUUCUUGGCUUUAAAGGACAAAUUAAAGCACAUAUUUAGUUAUUUUAGCAUAAACAUAGUGAGAUUUGCUCAAAAUCACACCCAAAAGCGAUUAAGAAGCUCACUUAAGGAUUCCUCAUGGGCUUUAAUUCAUGAACAAAAAAGAAAUGCUGCAAUGAACAAUAUUCAAUAUGUGAUUUCGUGUGUGCUUUUUUCUCAUUUAAUCGCGGCAAUAUCUUAAUUUCACUUAAUUUAACCAUCAAUUUGAAUUGUAAGAGCAUUGAAAGAAAAAAAUGAUGAAAUGAAGAGCUUUUU
Molecule: messenger RNA, 2540 nt
Organism: Phlebotomus argentipes
Lineage: Eukaryota; Metazoa; Arthropoda; Insecta; Diptera; Psychodidae
Product: kinesin light chain-like
Exons: 3
Coding region: 369-1967 (532 amino acids)
Biological process (GO): microtubule-based movement
Cellular component (GO): cytoplasm; membrane-bounded organelle; kinesin complex
Molecular function (GO): kinesin binding
Source: RefSeq, a predicted model, not a curated record